AUGAUUCCUUUUUUAUCCAUAUUUCCCCUACUUUUGCUAUUCAUUUUUAACCCUGCAGAUGCUAAUGGUCAUUAUGACAAGAUUUUGGCUCACAGCCGUAUCAGGGGCCGGGAACAAGGCCCAAAUGUCUGUGCCCUUCAACAGAUUUUAGGCACCAAAAAGAAGUAUUUCAGCACUUGUAGGAACUGGUAUCAAGGUGCCAUCUGUGGAAAGAAAACGACUGUAUUAUAUGAAUGUUGCCCUGGUUAUAUGAGAAUGGAAGGAAUGAAAGGCUGUCCAGCAGUUAUGCCAAUUGACCAUGUUUAUGGUACUCUGGGCAUUGUGGGAGCCACCACAACACAGCAUUAUUCUGAUGUCUCCAAAUUGAGGGAAGAAAUUGAAGGAAAGGGAUCAUUCACCUACUUUGCACCAAGUAAUGAAGCUUGGGAGAGCUUGGAUUCGGAUAUCCGUAGGGGUUUGGAGAGCAACGUUAAUGUUGAAUUAUUGAAUGCUUUACAUAGCCACAUGGUCAAUAAGAGAAUGUUGACCAAGGACUUGAAAAAUGGCAUGGUCGUUCCUUCGAUGUAUAACAAUUUGGGGCUUUUCAUUAAUCAUUAUCCUAAUGGGGUUGUCACCGUUAACUGUGCUCGAAUUAUCCAUGGAAACCAGAUUGCAACAAAUGGUGUUGUACAUGUUAUUGACCGUGUCCUUACACAAAUUGGAACCUCCAUUCAAGACUUCAUAGAAGCAGAAGAUGAUCUCUCAUCUUUUAGAGCAGCUGCCAUUACAUCUGAUAUAUUGGAGACCCUUGGAAGAGAUGGUCAUUUCACGCUCUUUGCUCCAACCAAUGAGGCUUUUGAGAAACUCCCACGAGGGGUCCUAGAAAGGAUCAUGGGUGACAAAGUGGCUUCUGAAGCUUUGAUGAAAUACCACAUUUUAAAUAGUCUCCAGUGUUCUGAGGCCAUCAUGGGUGGAGCAGUCUUUGAGACCCUGGAAGGAAACACAAUUGAAAUAGGAUGUGAUGGUGACAGCAUAACAGUAAAUGGAAUCAAAAUGGUGAACAAAAAAGACAUUGUGACAAAUAAUGGUGUCAUCCAUUUGAUUGAUCAGGUCCUAAUUCCUGAUUCUGCCAAGCAAGUGAUUGAGCUGGCUGGAAAUCAACAAACCACUUUCACAGACCUAAUAGCCCAAUUAGGCCUGGCAUCUUCUCUGAGGCCAGAUGGAGAAUACACUUUACUGGCACCUGUGAACAAUGCAUUUUCUGAUGAUACUCUGAGCAUGGAUCAACGUCUUCUUAAGUUAAUUUUGCAAAAUCAUAUAUUGAAAGUAAAAGUUGGCCUUAAUGAGCUUUACAAUGGACAAGUACUUGAGACUAUUGGAGGCAAACAACUCAGAGUUUUUGUUUAUCGUACAGCUGUCUGCAUUGAAAAUUCUUGCAUGGUGAGAGGAAGCAAGCAAGGAAGAAAUGGUGCAAUCCACAUAUUCCGAGAGAUUAUAAAACCAGCAGAGCACUCAUUGCAUGAAAAAUUAAAGCAGGACAAGCGCUUUAGCAUCUUCCUCAGCCUACUUGAAGCUGCAGACUUGAAAGAUCUCCUGAAACAACCUGGAGAUUGGACCUUAUUUGUGCCAACCAAUGAUGCCUUUAAAGGAAUGACUAAUGAAGAAAAGGACAUUUUGAUUCGGAAUAAAAAUGCUCUUCAAAACAUCAUUCUUUACCAUUUGACACCAGGAGUUUUCAUUGGAAAGGGAUUUGAACCUGGUGUUACUAACAUUCUUAAGACCACACAAGGAAGCAAAAUUUAUCUGAAAGGAGUAAAUGAUACACUGCUGGUGAAUGAACUGAAAUCAAAAGAAUCUGACAUCAUGACAACAAACGGUGUCAUUCAUGUUGUAGAUAAGCUCCUCUAUCCAGCAGACUUACCAGUUGGAAAUGAUCAGCUGCUGGGAAUGCUUAAUAAACUGAUCAAAUACAUCCAAAUUAAGUUUGUCCGUGGUAGUGUUUUCAAAGAAAUUCCGAUGACUGUAUACACAACUAAAAUUAUAACCAAAAUUGUGGAACCAAAAAUUAAAGUGAUUGAAGGCAAUCUUCAGCCUAUUAUCAAAACUGAAGGACCCACAAUAACAAAGGUCAGAAUUGAAGAUGAACCUGAGUUCAGAUUGAUUAAAGAAGGUGACACAAUAACUGAAGUGAUUCAUGGAGAGCCAAUUAUUAAAAAAUACACCAAAAUUAUCGAGGGUAUGCCUGUGGAAAUAACUGAAAAGGAGACACGGGAAGAACGAAUCAUCAAAGGUCCUGAGAUCAAAUACACUAGGGUUUCUGCUGGUGGGGGAGACACAGAAGAAACUCUGAAGAAAUUUCUGAAAGAAGAAGUCACCAAGGUCACCAAAUUCAUUGAAGGGGGUGAUGGUCAAUUAUUUGAAGAUGAAGAAAUUAAAAGACUGCUUCAGGGAGAUACACCUAUGAGGAAAGCACAAGCCAACAAAAGAGUUCAAGGACCUAGAAGACGAUCAAGGGAAGGUCAUUCUCAGUGA
Messenger RNA from Chrysochloris asiatica (Cape golden mole), 2511 nucleotides. RefSeq names its product periostin, osteoblast specific factor (gene POSTN). Lineage: Eukaryota; Metazoa; Chordata; Mammalia; Afrosoricida; Chrysochloridae. The record is from RefSeq and is a predicted model, not a curated record. Gene Ontology annotation, molecular function: protein binding. The transcript is spliced from 23 exons. Bases 1 to 2511 code for a protein of 836 amino acids.